This is a messenger RNA of Tetrahymena thermophila SB210, 492 nucleotides long. RefSeq lists its product as hypothetical. The record is from RefSeq and is a predicted model, not a curated record. The transcript has 3 exons. Lineage: Eukaryota; Ciliophora; Oligohymenophorea; Hymenostomatida; Tetrahymenidae.
AUGAAUACAUUUAAAAAUUGGGCAAAAUUGAUUAGAUUGCUUUCAAUUUACUUUUAUGAAAGGAAUUUAAUUAAAUCUAAAUAGAAUUCGGAACAGUUUACAAAUUUAAAUAAAUAUUUUAAUAAACACUCAAGUAAAAUAUACUAAAAUUCAAGUCCUAUAAUCUAGUCAGGAAUAUUAAAUAUCUAGUUAACACCUUAAAAAUAACCAAAAAAAUAGGUGAUUAAACUUAGAUUAAUGUCGUAAAACUAUGAAGAUAAGAAAAAAGAUGACAGUUAAUAUACUUCUAGUAUUACAGACUAAGAAGCAUCAGCUACUUACAUAAAUGCAAACAAUCCUAGAUAAGAAGAGAGUGCUUAACAAAUAUUUUCAUAAAGAAUUAAAAAGAAAUAUAUUAGAAAUAACGAAAUAAACUAAAUUUACUUUUUUAAAACAAAUUAAAAUAAAUAAUAAAUAUUUAAUUAAGAAAUUUUAGAUGAUGUCAAAUAAUGA